AUGCAAAUAAGCACUUACUUGGGAGUCCAAGGGCCAGCAUUCUUGACUCUUGGUGGGACUUUUUUUCGCAGACUGCUCUCUGUAUUAUCUCCCUUAGUCCCGGCCACAACUCCAGUAGAUACGUCCUGUUAUUACCCUCACUGUAGUGAUGAAGGCAUCGAGACCCACAGAAGUUCCACAACUCGACCCAAGUCACACAGAAAUGUGAUGCCCAAGACCAUUGAGGGGCAGAUAACCAUGGAGAAGACCCCAAGUUACUUUGUGACAAAUGAGGCUCCCAAGCGCAUUCACUCCAUGGCCAAGGACAUCAAAUUGAUCGUGGUGGUGAGGAACCCCGUGACCAGGGCCAUUUCUGACUAUACGCAAACACUGUCAAAGAAACCCGAGAUCCCUACCUUCGAGGUGCUGGCCUUCAAAAACCGGACUCUGGGGCUGAUCGAUGCCUCGUGGAGCGCCAUCCGGAUUGGGAUCUAUGCCCUGCACCUGGAGAACUGGCUCCAGUACUUCCCUCUCUCACAGAUUCUCUUCGUCAGCGGUGAGCGACUCAUUGUGGACCCUGCCGGGGAAAUGGCCAAAGUACAGGAUUUUCUGGGCCUCAAGCGCGUUGUGACUGAGAAGCAUUUCUAUUUCAACAAAACCAAGGGAUUCCCUUGCCUCAAAAAGCCGGAAGACAGCAGUGCCCCACGGUGCCUAGGCAAGAGCAAAGGUCGGACUCAUCCCCGCAUCGACCCUGAUGUCAUCCACAGACUUCGGAAAUUCUACAAACCCUUCAACAUGAUGUUUUACCAAAUGACUGGACAAGAUUUCCAGUGGGAACAGGAGGAGGGUGACAAAUGAGGCUAGAGCUGUGGAGGGAAGGCCAGUGAAUACCAAGGGGGCUCUUUCCCUGAGACCUGAAUUCCCCGGGUUCUGCGGCUUCAGCCUUGUGGGAGUGCCAAGUAGAUCUCCUCUUUUGUGCAGUCAGGAUUGCCUCCAAAGCUGUUGGCUGGGGCAAAGGGGUGGAUCCCACAGCAUUCCCAGGGAGAAAGCAGGCUUGAUGUCUCUGGUUGACCAGAUGGCCACAGCACACACCAUUAAUUCUUCUACUAGUCAGUAGAAUGUGAAGGCAGCAUAGAUAUCUGUCAAUGUCAGAGACAGUGAGUGCAUGAGUGUUUGUUUGAGUGGCAAAAAAGAAAGACCUACUUUACAGGGGCUCCUAUGUUCGUUGGGGAACUUAGGUCUUAGACUUCUGUCUGGUCCUCGCACCUGAUGUCUAACCUUCUGCUUUGGCUGACUCCAGAAUGCUCUUUUUGGCUGAGUGCUCCAGGACUCUUAGGGAGCAGGGUCCUCCCUCUAAGGCAUUUCUAGUCUUUCAUCAAAGGCCUCAUACCAUGACCCCUGGCCUCCUCCUUCCGCACUGUAUGAAGGCAGAGGCAUGCACCUACGUUUCUCACCAAAACCAUAGCUAACGGUCCUAGAAGCUGUCCUUCUAAGAGCCCACUAAGGGCUCUCUCUUCAUGAGUAACCUGGAAUUAAGGAGAGGCUCUGCAUCCGUUAGAAUCAGGUCCAUAGGGCUGUUCUCAGAGAGGGAUGAUUACAACCGAGCCCAGAGCCCUGAGAUCAGUGGAGAUAAAUGGCAACAUAUAAGGGAGAAAGAAGAAAUUGAGUCCUCCUGGUGAGAAGUAUCCUUUCCCAAAGACCCUCUCCCCCAAGCACCAUGGUCCCCAGGCAUGCUUUUGGGGUAGACUCUGUCCCCUAGAGUCACCAAAGAGGCAAAGACCCGUAAGUUGGUGUGUCUACUGUUGUGAAUCACCCCUAGUGAAGCAGUGGGGAAGAAGCAGUCACCCUCUGUUUGUCUUACCACUGCCGUUCAGGGUCACCUCAUGGUUCAUUUUCGCUACUCAGAGAUGGCAUCUAAUGGGACAAUGGCAAGAGGGCUGAUUCCAUUUGUCAGAUUCAGUUUAAGGGGGGUGGGAGAGGUCAAGGGCUGUCUUCAGACACCCCUAUCAAGGGCUGCCGAGUAACGUGUCCCUUUCCAUUAGUUUGAUUCAAUUAAAAUACAGCAUUUGACAUAAAGCACUUGUUCACAUAGCUCCAAAACCAGGAAUUGUUCUAGUAAAAUUGGAAAUUUGUAUAAAUGGGGGAAGUUAAAUCUGUUCCACUGUUAUUAAACUGUCAUUUCUCCCGCUCAAUGAAAACUGUGUUGUUAUAAAGCUUCAUGCAAACCUGA
Messenger RNA from Chinchilla lanigera (long-tailed chinchilla), 2209 nucleotides. RefSeq names its product heparan sulfate (glucosamine) 3-O-sulfotransferase 4 (gene Hs3st4). The transcript has 3 exons. Lineage: Eukaryota; Metazoa; Chordata; Mammalia; Rodentia; Chinchillidae. Bases 1 to 837 code for a protein of 278 amino acids. The record is from RefSeq and is a predicted model, not a curated record. Gene Ontology annotation, molecular function: [heparan sulfate]-glucosamine 3-sulfotransferase activity.